UCAAUUGGUAUCGGUGAGAAUUAAGCAAAAAAAAUACUUUCUUUGUUUGUUUCGGCGCUCGAUUCAUUCUCUACUCUGGGUGUGUGGGAUUUAACUUGGAAUUGAAAAUUUGUGUGGAUUUUGUUCACUUCAGGACUGUGUUUUCUGCACCCAUGAAGAGAGCAAUGCCGUGGAGUGAUGAGGUUGAUGUUAUCUCUUCUGAUCAAUCUUCUUCAGAAUCAGAGGCGGAUGAUAAUGAUGGAACCAGUAAUUCGCCUAUUGAGCAACCACUCCAAGAAUUGUCCCGUCAAGCUGUCCCCAUAUGUGGUAUCCUACUGCCCGACGGAAGAAACGCAAGGUUUUCCUGCAUGUGGGCCCCACCAAUGGUGGUAAAACAUACCAUGCUUUGAAGCAACUUGAGUCAAGCACUUCAGGACAAGAGAGAGACGAAGUUGAUGGUGCAAGGCACAAAGGUGUCACAGUGGAGAUGGCUGAUGUAACUUCCCAUUACCAUUGUGCUGUUAUUGAUGAAAUACAGAUGUUGGGCUGUAAAACAAGGGGUUUUUCAUUCACACGUGCGCUAUUGGGAAUUGCUGCUGACAAACUUCAUCUUUGUGGAGAUGCAGCUGCUGUUCCUCUUAUUCAGGAAAUGCUGAAAGUGACAGAUGAUAAUGUAGAGGUCCAAACUAAUGGAAGACUUUCACCACUUGUUCCUUUAGAAGUUUCUCUUGGAUCUUUUUCUAAUAUAAAAACAGGAGAUUGCAUUGUAACAUUUUCACGUCAACAGAUCUAUAAAAUUAAGAACCAAAUUCAGGAUGCGGGGAAACAUCUUUGCUCUGUGGUUUAUGGUUCAUUGCCACCAGAGACUCGUACAAGACAGGCAAUGAUGUUUAAUGAUGAAACUAGUGAGUUUGAUGUGCUUGUAGCCAGUGAUGCAAUUGGGAUGGAUCUUAAUCUGAAUAUUUCUAGGAUCAUAUUCUCCACUAUGAAAAAGUUUGAUGGUGUUGAAAUGAGGGAGCUUACGGUACCAGAGAUAAAGCAGAUUGCAGUUAACUUGGAAAUCUAACUAAAAUUUUAACAUAGUUGGUAUUUGGAUUGGUAAUAUUCUGUUGAAUUCUUUUUCUUUUUCAGUUUUCUCUUUCAUACAAGUUGCAUGGUGCUGAUAUAUAGUGUUAAUAGUGUUAGCCCCUUUGCUGAAAAUUGACAUGAAGGUUCUUUGUUUUGGUCACCCAUUAACGUUGAUGAUCCAUACAGCAUGGAGCAUUUCUUAGAGAAUGCAAAACUAUCAGAAAAUUAUUUUAUUUCCAACUGCGAAGGCAUAUUGAAAGUUGCUGCUCUUGUUGAUCAAUUGUCUCUCGGGUUGCAUGAGAAGUAUCUUUUUUGUUUGAGUCCAGUUGACAUGGAUGAUGAGAUUUCAGCUCAGGGUCUAACACAGUUUGCAGAAAAAUUACGCUAAGAAAGGCAUUGUUCGGCUCCAAGAAAUACUUGCACCAGGUGCACCUCAAGUGCCAAAGACACACAGUAAAAGGAAGGAGCUUGAAUCCAUUCAUCAGGUGCUGGACCUCUAUAUUUGGUUGAGUUUUUUGAUUUGAAGAUUCUUUCCCUGACCACGAGUUGGCAUCCUCACAAAAGGCAGCGUGCAGCAUGUUAAUCGAAGAUUUCCUAGAAAGACUAGGCUGCUGGCGAAAGCCAAAUGCAAGAAAGUUAUCUACACGCUCUAGCUUAAACUCUCUAUUCUCCAAAGACACCUACAAGAGAAGGGCACUGGGAAGAAGUGGAAAGGAACUGUGAUAUUCUUUUUAUGUAUUCAGUUAUAGAAUUCUUGGGAAUAAUUCUGUUUUCCAAAUAAAUAAAAAUGGAAAAAUCUU
Molecule: messenger RNA, 1847 nt
Organism: Rubroshorea leprosula
Lineage: Eukaryota; Viridiplantae; Streptophyta; Magnoliopsida; Malvales; Dipterocarpaceae
Source: the annotation of a GenBank genome assembly